UGAGAAUGUGCACGGUGUUCGCGCGGAUAGGUAUGUGUUAGUGCUUUGGUUCCAGGGUCUAGGGUUUUGGAGUAUUGUCGAAGAUGUUGCGAGCACUGCGAUCCGUGGGGGGACGCUUGGUCAAUUCCUGGACAGUGUGUAGAUCUUCAUUUUCGUUGAAUUCCAGGACUUGCAGUUCUCUUGCGGGGGCACAGAAUGUUGGGUCGUCUUCAAUGAUGCCGCAGUCACCUGCUUGGGUUGAGUGGAACAGCGGGAUGGAGCUUCCGGAAGCUGUUGAUGAUGUAGUCGGGGAUAUGGAGCUUAUGGCUGUGCCAAAGCGCAAGGUGACGCCGUCGCGGAAGGGCAAGCGGAACGGCGGAAAGAUAUUGAAGUCGGUUCCUGUUAUUGCCAAGUGUAAAGUCUGUGGGCGAAUUAAGCUACCGCACUUAUACUGCUGUGAUGGACAAGUUAAGGGAUGAUGCGCAAUCUGUAAAAGGGUGGUGGGUGGUACCUAUUUCCUUACAUUCAAUUCUACAUUUCCUCUCCAUUUUGGACAAUUCCACGCAUUUUUGUGUACUGUGCCCUUUCUGGGUGUAAUAGCACGAAUUAGCGAGCGCCUAUUCUGAAAUGACAGGAAACAUGCUUAGCGAAGGCGGUAGCAGUUACCGUAGCACUAGCAGAUUUUAUGUGGCCUUCAGAAAGCAUAGUGACUAAAUUGGUUGCACAGAGCUUAAGAUCCUCGUGUUGAAUGUUCAUUGAGUUCUUUUGAUCCCCUAAUGCAUCUAAGUUUAGGUGUAACAUGUACGCUGUGGUCAUGGUCCAAAUGAAAUCAUUUCCUGCUGUAAAUGUUUGAUUCUGGCUUUUUAGGAAUUGAAAAAUUAUUCGUAUUGCA
This is a messenger RNA of Physcomitrium patens, 871 nucleotides long. RefSeq lists its product as uncharacterized. The record is from RefSeq and is a predicted model, not a curated record. Gene Ontology annotation, cellular component: mitochondrial large ribosomal subunit. Lineage: Eukaryota; Viridiplantae; Streptophyta; Bryopsida; Funariales; Funariaceae. Gene Ontology annotation, molecular function: structural constituent of ribosome. Gene Ontology annotation, biological process: translation.